This is a messenger RNA of Paramecium tetraurelia, 1806 nucleotides long. RefSeq lists its product as uncharacterized. Lineage: Eukaryota; Ciliophora; Oligohymenophorea; Peniculida; Parameciidae. The record is from RefSeq and is a predicted model, not a curated record. The transcript is spliced from 2 exons.
AUGAAAAUGAAAAACAAGAUCGUCUCACUUUUUGUCAAAAGAGAACAUUUAAUUCUCUUGUCCAAAAUGUAACUCAAUGAUUAAAAUGAGCUCAUUUUGGAAAUUGACUAAGUCAAUUAGAAGGUUGAAAAUACUAUAUUGAAAACUGAGAGAUGGCCUUAAUGGGACUUAGAUUAUUUUUAGAAUUCUUUUGUCUAGAUAGUAAAUUUGACAUUCUCCUAUUAUAAAAUGUAUUUUCCUGUUAAUUCAGCCUUACAAUUUCGAGAUCACUUGAAGUUCACUCAAAGCUUAAAGUAAAUAAAUUAUGGAGGAGUAACACUCGAAGAAGUCUUUAAAUAACAAAGGUUACGACUAGUCACCUCUCUCUCUAUUCGACUCUCAGAAGAACCUCUGUAGCCAAAAAUUGUUAACAAUAAACUUGAUUUUGAUUACAUCUCACUCCUACAAUCAAAGUAUUUCAACCAGAGGAACCCAGAUUAUCAACAACCUUACUCGAUCCUCAAUCUUAAACUCCUUGAAUUGAAACCCAACACUCGCCCUCUAAGAGAAAUAUCAAUCUUUUCAAUUCAAGAUGUACCACAAUUUCAAUUAAUCAACCCACAACUAAUACAACCAAUUAUAAAUUAUGACACCUUAUCCAGCACUUACGAAUACAAAUUUAAUAAAUUAAUGCAAAGAAAUUCCCAAAUUUAAUAAACAAUCAAAACUUACUACUCGUAGAUUAAAUUAUUAGAUUAUAACUACAAUGAAAAUGAUAAAUUGAAAUCGAUAUUUCUAGAAAAAUUAAGAGAAUGCUUAUUCACAGAAAAUUAGAUUAAAUCUAUUAAACCGGCUAAAAUCUAAACUAGCUUAAGUUAAAUUAACAUAGACACAGAAAAGAUUAGUAUGCUCAAUAGUUUAAAUUCAAAUGAUACUGAUAGAAAUAAAUCACUGCAAUAAUCAAUUAAGAGAGCCAGCAAAAAUGAAUCUUUUUGUGAACAUGAAAAAAUUAGAGUUUCAGACCGAUAAUAGAAAUUAAAAAAUAGAAUCAAAAAUUUGAACACUAUGAUUUUUAAUUAAGUGAACAAAGCUAGGUAGAACUAAAUCAUUCCUGAAUAAUGUGAUGAUUCCCUUAAUUUUCAAUAGAAUAAUUAAAAAAUGAUCAAGGAUUAAUAAAAUUUUAGAUCUUUGACUCAGUACACUUUAGAGGAUAGCUUCAAAGUUGAUACUAAUUAACAUUAAAGCUAUCAAGCACCAAAGAAUCCUAAGCUUAAAUAGCUAGAUAGUCAAUCUAAGGAGGAAGAUAAAAAAAUUUAAAUCUCUGAUUAAUUAAGCAGUAGUAUAGAGAUGUAAGGUUAGAGGAAGAAUUAUAAAUUCAGAAGAUCACAAUAUGCUCCAGAAAAUAGAAAAGUAGAAGAUGCAAUUGGGGAUAAUAGUAAUAAUACUGAACAUAUUAAAUAAAAUAAUUAUUCAAUCAAAAAACAACAUAACAAAUCUAUUGAACGUUUGACUUUAAAACCCAUAGAUUAUGUCCAAGUAUGUUCUGGAGAUUAAAAAUUAUAAUAAAAUGAAUAAUUCACUUCCCCAAAUAAACAAAAGAGAUAUCAAACAUAAGAAAAGGAGGAAUUAGAAUUGAAUGAGAUUUUAAAAUGGAAAAAACAAAGUAAUUAAAGUUUGAGAAAUGCUUUAUUAUUACUACAAUGUGGGCGUUCAGAUUAACUGUUGAAUUCAUUGAUGGCCAGUGGAACAAUUAAACAUUAAUAAUAUCAGUCUUUCUUAUAACCAAUAAAGAUAUAUUCUAAAGCUAAAUAUCUGACUCCAAAGUGA